Molecule: messenger RNA, 549 nt
Organism: Rotaria socialis
Lineage: Eukaryota; Metazoa; Rotifera; Eurotatoria; Philodinida; Philodinidae
Source: the annotation of a GenBank genome assembly
AUGGCAUCUGUGUCAUCCAAGCUUAUUAGACAAGUUGGUGAUGCUCAGAUUCGCAUGUCGCCUAUGUUUGAUUCAAAUGUGACUGAGAAUUCAUCCGUGUUACUUCGAUCCAUAAUGCAACCACUUGCCGUAGCUGGAGCCUCUCGAUCUCAAGCAAAGACAAAUUUGUCGACAUCCAUCUCACUCUCAUUAUUCGAUCUAAAUAGUAAUGAGAUUUCUAUUCGUACCAGUGCCAAUCAUUCAAUCGAGCUCCUUAUUCCUCGAGAUCCUAAUUCUCUUAUACCACCAAUGACCUUGCAAAAUGUUACUUCGAUGAGUAGUGUGCAACCUUUUAAUUUACAUGUUGUCAAUAUGACUCAAUUUUUGACCAACACUAAUCUUAGUGUAUCGCUACAUUUCGAAAUACGUCCUCUUAAUGUGAGUCUUGGUUACUUGUUCAUCUACAAAUUCGAUAAUUCACCUGAACUAAACAGUGCGAUCAAUCAAAUGGAUGGAUGGUCUUUACUUUGUCCUUCAAGUAAGUUUCGGUACUGUGAUUUGAAAAAAUAA